Messenger RNA from Ananas comosus (pineapple), 1400 nucleotides. RefSeq names its product probable beta-1,3-galactosyltransferase 8. NCBI's taxonomy places the organism in Eukaryota, Viridiplantae, Streptophyta, Magnoliopsida, Poales, Bromeliaceae. Gene Ontology annotation, molecular function: hexosyltransferase activity. Bases 74 to 1267 code for a protein of 397 amino acids. Gene Ontology annotation, cellular component: Golgi membrane. The transcript is spliced from 9 exons. The record is from RefSeq and is a predicted model, not a curated record.
UCCUACACUAGCAUAUCAUCUUCAGGCAUCAAUAUCUUUCAAUUCCACACCCCCUCCUAAAAGGAAAACUAAAAUGGCGGUCAGCGAGAGGCAACCGCAGUUGGAGAAGAAAGCGCGGGGAAAGCCACUGCCAGGAAGGGCAGUUCUUUCACUAUGCGUUGCGGGUUUCUUCAUAGCUUUACUCUUCAGCAAUCGAACGGGGCUCGCGAUCAUGAGCAAAGGCAAAAAUUCUCACGCGAAGGUGUCGAUUCUGGCUCACGAUCACGAGCAUAAGCGCAGGCUAGGUGAGGAUAACCAAAGAGAUGUAAUGGAUGAAGUGACAAAGACUCAUCAAGCAAUCCAGUCAUUGGAUAAGUCUAUCUCUUCCUUAGAGAUGGAACUAGCCGUCGCUCGAACUAGCAAGUAUACCGGUCCCGGUUCUCCGUCCAUGGGGUCUACGAAGGGCUUGCAGAAUGCUUUCGUCGUGAUCGGUAUCAACACAGGGUUCAGCAGUAAGAAGAGGCGCGAUUCGCUUCGAGAAACUUGGGUUCCUAGAGGUGCAAAGCUAAAAAGAUUGGAGAAGGAGAAAGGAAUCGUCAUACGGUUCGUGAUCGGGCACAGCGGGAUUCCAGGAGGAGCUCUCGACCGCGCGAUCGACGCAGAGGACGCAGAAACAAAGGACUUCUUUAGGCUGGAUCACGUGGAAGGAUACAACGAGCUCUCGUCGAAGACGAGAAUAUACUUUUCCACCGCGGUGUCGGUAUGGAACGCCGACUUCUAUGUCAAGGUCGACGACGAUGUGCAUGUCAAUCUCGGUAUGCUAGCAAGUAAAUUGGCCAAGUACAAAGCAAAACAAAGAGUAUAUAUGGGUUGUAUGAAAUCAGGGCCAGUUCUUUUCCAAAAAGGAGUAAAAUACCAUGAACCUGAGUUUUGGAAAUUUGGAGAGGAAGGGAAUAAGUACUUCAGGCAUGCCACAGGACAAAUUUAUGCUAUUUCUAAGGACCUUGCUGCAUAUAUCUCCAUAAAUGCGCCGAUUCUGCAUCGGUACGCCAACGAAGACGUAUCUCUCGGUUCGUGGUUUAUCGGCUUAGAAGUCGAGCACGUCGACGACAGGAGCAUGUGCUGUGGAACACCUCCAGAUUGCGAGUGGAAGACGCAAGCAGGAAACGUGUGCGUGGCGUCGUUCGACUGGUCGUGCAGCGGGAUCUGCAAGUCAGUAGAGAGGAUGAAGGAUGUGCACAACUCUUGCGGCGAAGCAGGUGGAGCAGUCUGGAACCUGGUUCUUUAGAAACGCGGAAUUUAUGUUUUCCUUCACAUCAUUCAUUAUGUUCUAGAAAUCGAAUGAUUUUAUAUGUAAACUUUUGAGGUGUAGAAUGCGAGAUGCAGCUAAUCGCAAUAAACGAUACAAUAUUUAUGUUCUU